Messenger RNA from Melitaea cinxia (Glanville fritillary), 1641 nucleotides. RefSeq lists its product as uncharacterized. The record is from RefSeq and is a predicted model, not a curated record. Gene Ontology annotation, molecular function: zinc ion binding; nucleic acid binding. The transcript has 2 exons. Lineage: Eukaryota; Metazoa; Arthropoda; Insecta; Lepidoptera; Nymphalidae. Bases 1 to 1641 code for a protein of 546 amino acids.
AUGACCGAUAUAAAGGAGCUUAAAAAGAAGCGAGGCAGUUAUAAGGGUAGAUUUACUUCAUUUGGAACCUAUUUAGGUCUACUAAAGGAUUCUAAAUUAAGCCAUUGUCAGGUAAUGGAGUUGCAGUUGCGUGUUGAAAAAUUAGAAAAUACAUAUGACGAAUUUAAUAACAUUCAACAGCAAUUGGAAUGCUUGUGUGACAAUAUUGAAGCCGAAUUUAUUGAGAGGUCUACUAUAGAAUCGCAGUAUUAUAGUUUAAUAGCUCAAGCUAAAAUAAUGAUAAAUAACUUUUCAAAAUUAGAACCAGUCGAUUUAAAAUCCAAUCAAUCAAAAUGUAGGCAUCAGUUAGUCAAAUUACCUACAAUAUCAUUACCAAAAUUCUCUGGAUCUUAUGUAAACUGGCUUGAGUUUCGCGAUACCUUUACCAGUCUCAUUCAUGAUAAUGACGACAUGGACGAAAUUAAUAAGUUUCACUAUCUUCGGUCAUCUUUGGAAGGGUCAGCUGCUAUUGUAAUUAAGUCGAUUGAGUUCUCCGCCCACAAUUACACACUGGCGUGGGAACUUCUUUGCGAGCGCUUUGAUAAUAAACGAUUAUUAAUAAAUAAUCACGUUACAGCAUUAUUUGAUAUAGAACCGAUCACUAAAGAAUCUUCCGUAGCAUUAAAACGCACUAUUGACAAUGUAAACAAAAAUAUUCGGGCACUAAGUUCACUAGAGUUAGAACAGUUUAAAGGGUCCUUAGAUAAAAAUAAAUUAAUUUCAUUUGAACAAUUUAUGGGUUUCUUGCGCAGCCGUGCUGAUCUUCUUGAAAGUGUAGAAUCAUCACGUCCCUCUGUUACUAACGUAAAGCCAAAUAUUAAAAUGCGGGCUAUGAUGUCAACAGAGAAAUGCAACUCGUCAUCUUCACACGGUUGUCCAAAUUGCAGCGGCGAUCAUUACUUAAAUUCGUGUCCUCAGUUUUUAGAACUUAGCGUCAGCGAUAGAAUAUCGUUAUUGAAAAACUACAAAAUAUGUUACAAUUGCUUUAGGUCCGGUCACUAUCCUAAUUCUUGCAAAAAAUCAGGAUGUAAGGUUUGUAAGCGCAAACAUCACACGCUCAUUCACAACCCCGAUUAUUGUAAAAAUUCUGUUUCAAGUAAAACAGCUGAUUGCCCGGCCGACAAGGCCAAGGUUGCGUUGUCCUCCGUCUCAGUUGACAGCAGCGAUAGUAAUCACGUCGUACUCUCGGCUAAUAUCGCGACGCACACGCAUACACGCACCUCGGGUGACGUCCUUUUGUCGACUGCGUUAAUUAAAUGUUAUGAUGCGUAUAAUAAGGAAUACAUCGCACGCGCCCUUCUUGAUUCCGGUAGCUCAUCUUGUUUAAUAACCGAGAAUUUAUUCAAAAAGUUAAAUCUACCGUAUUUGAAAAUACACAAAUAUGUUCAAGGUAUUAAUAAUAAAAAUUCACUGAUUAAUAAAAUGUGUCGAGUUCGUAUAGAAUCCUUAUGUGAAACAUAUACUAAUGAUUUAUUAUGUCAUGUUUUGCCUACUAUAACGGACAGCAUUCCCGCUAGGCAUAUAACUAUAGAUAAUAUACCGUCCAAUAUACAGUUGGCGGAUCCAUAUUUCAAUACACCAGCUGAAAUAGAUUAUAUAUGA